Molecule: messenger RNA, 4805 nt
Organism: Ictidomys tridecemlineatus (thirteen-lined ground squirrel)
Lineage: Eukaryota; Metazoa; Chordata; Mammalia; Rodentia; Sciuridae
Source: RefSeq, a predicted model, not a curated record
UUGAACACAAAGUAGAGUCACACCAUUCAUGUUUUCAUAUAUGUACUUAGGGUGAUGACAUCCGUCUCAUUCCACUGUCUUUCACAAGGGCUUUUUAAACAUGAAAAAUUUUAAACAUGCAAAAGUAGAGUGAAUAGUACAUUGAACCCUUAUGUAUUGAUCACCCAGAUAUAGCAGUUACCAAGAUUACGACCAGUUCCUUCAUAUAAUUCCAUUUCUGUUGAUAAACUAUUUAAAAACAAAUACCAAAUAGCAUGUCAUUACUCUUCUGUGUUCUUCAGUAAGCAUUUCUAGGAAAAUAUUGUCAUCAUCUUACAUAAAACAACAAUGCCAUUGUCACAUAUAACAAUAUAAGCCAUGAUUCCCUGGCACCACCAAAUACCCAGGCCAAACCAAAGUGCUCUGAGGUCAAUAAAGUCUUUGGACAGUAAUUUGGUUUUAAUUAGGAUCCACAUGAAGUCUACCCAUCACAUCUGGUGGCUGUGUCUUUAUUCUCUCUGAGCCUAGAGCAACCACCCCUCUUCUCUCCCCAACCCUUUCUCCAUGUAUUUGAUUCUACCAGACAACUGACCCAAAACUGGGUCAGUUGUCUGGUAGAAUAUUUGCCUCUGACUUUGGUGUCAUUUAACUUGUUCCACUCACCACCAAUGUAAGCCUCGCCUCCUAUUUUGAAUGUAUCUGAGGCUAGACGGAUGGCUGCGUUAACAUAUGCCACACAGAGCACAGUGGGGAAAGCAAAGACCUGGAGCAGAGUUACCGGUGGUCAGCAUCCACGUGAGGGUUUGACCUAAGGUCCAUGUUAAGGGGAUUGCAUCUGCUGGAACUCAAAAAUAGUUUAGAAACAAAGAUCCUGUAUCAGAAGUCAGUAGAGAUACUCAGGGUACCAAAUUCCAGCAGAUGAAUCCCCAGACUUACUUCAAGUAACUGACUUAGCAGCUUGAAAGGGACUUUGCCAAAGUUGAAGGCCCCCAAAUCCUUGUGUGCUGACAGUGGUUUCUCUGAUGUGGUAAGCUUUGGUUUCCCUCUGUUUUCUCUCUAAGUGAUCACCAGAGGAGAGAGGAGUUAAACAGACACAGUCUACUCCUUGAGUGACUUCCAUAUAACAAACCAGGGUCAGCAUGUUUGACUUUGUCCUUUUCUAAAAUAAAGUUAAAGAAAGUUUGGGAAAUAAUGGCUACUUUCUGUCAUUGAUAUGAUUUAAGAAAUCUGGAAAUAAAUAAAAGAAGCAUGGUUCUUUGUAUUUUCACUAUAGGCAGAAAGCAGCAGCCUGUAUAUUAUAUUUGAAAUAAGCCCGACUUCUAUCAAUGUAUUGAAUGAUUGUCUACAGUAUUAGUAUGGAACAGUGUGAAUACUCUCUAAUUCACACUCAAAAAUGUAAUAGUUGAACUUUCAGUUUUGUAAACUUUCCAUCCCAGUAAUAGGGUUUGGCUGUUAUCAUAUGUGAACUUUGUAUUUCAGCGCCAAUUUCUUGGGACCACGAUUGAAGGCUGCUGUGCCUGCUGAGGCAGCUGAGGUAGGGCUGCCCAGGCCCCGCAGAGUGAGCUGCUGCUGAUAGGACAGGAGAGGUGGCACUUGGGCUUCUCAUCCGGGAAUGCCUGUCCUACCCACCUGCGUGUGGGAAGAUCUGGAUUUCAGGAGGCCCUGGAUGAGCUCACCACCUCCGAGUUCCUGUUGCGCUCCCCUCUCCCAGCUGGAGUUCCGUUCCCAGACUGUCUUCAUCAGUGGCUUCCGAAACCGCAUUCAGCUGUGAUGGGCCUCGCUGAUGUGGUUCACUAGGAACAACUGGGCUCUUUCUCCUGCCUGCAGCUGGCUGUCUCUCCUCACCACCGCACCCAGCAUUACAUUUUUAAUCCCUUCUCUGUUUUUUUCCCAGAGGAAGUCCCAGAAGUGUCCCUCUGGGGUCCUUGCAGAUGCACUUCCACUGUGCCACACUAACAGUGAUGCUACUCAGUUCAGUAUCCUGUUCAUCUAGCUUGUGUGCUGAAGGGGAUGAGGGCGGGUUAACAUCUUGGGGCAGGUGGGGAUGCAGAGCUGACUCAGCCCUUCUGAACAACUGCUGCAGAAGGCCACUGUGGCAUUAGGGGGACACAUGACCAAAGAAAGCAAUAGGAGUCAUAGGAAGAACUGGUCUCUUUCUCUCUGAGGGAGAAGGGGUAGACUCAGGGUGCAGCUAAAGUUUGAAUCUUAGGUAAUCUUGGUAAUCAAGCUGAUUAAAAUUUGCUGUGAUGAUUUGUUUUUAAUUAACAGGUAAUAACUAUAUCUGUGGGGUACAGUGUGAUGUUUUGGUAUAUUUAUACAUUGUAUAUUGAUCAACUCAGGAUGCUUAGGUUCCCCAUCAUCUCAAAAAUCUAUCAUUAUUUUAUUUUGGGAAUGUUAAAAAUCUUCUGUUUUGAAUUUUAUGAUACAGUACUGUUAACUGUAAUCACCCUCUGUGUAAUAAUUCACCAGAACUUUUUCCUGUCUGGCUAGGAGUAAAUAAGAUGUUGUCAUCCAGUUCAGUAUAUUUUCCUACCAGGAAUGGAAAUAUGCACUUACUUUAAAAUACCAAGGACAGCAGAGAUGGUGAGGUGGUUACCUCAUUUUUUUAAUGGUCCAAGAAUUUAGGUUUCGAGGAAAUCGACCAAUUUAGCCACUAAACAUUUAAUACAACAUACAGCUAAGCAGAUCUGUUUUGAUUUGCUUUGAAGGCUAAAGGGGCUGGGGGAGGAGAUAUUAAUCCUGAGAGUUGAACAGAACAAAAAUCCUGAUAUAGUAGACCAUCCCUUACACCUUGUUUAGGUGUUUCAUACACACAUAUAUCCCGUGCCCCAAAUGAGCCAACAUAGGGCCUAUGUUACCUUCUCUGCCCCCUCCUAAUUCUUUUGUCCUAGUCCUAAAUGGAUCAUAAUCCUUCCUUCCAGAUGUUUCCAUUGCUGGCCCUGAUGUGUUCUCUCACAGAAUCAUAGAGAACUUUGCUUUUUUUUUUCUUUUUUUCUUUAUUACAUGACCUUCAACUUUUCCUAACACAUCAUUAAGGGUCUAACAGAGGACUGGGGAUGUGGCUCAAGCGGUAGCGCGCUCGCCUGGCAUGCGUGCGGCCCGGGUUCAAUCCUCAGCACCACAUACAAACAAAGAUGUUGUGUCCCCCGUAACUGAAAAAUAAAUGUUAAAAAAUUAAAAAAAAAAAAAGGGUCUAACAGAUGGAACAAUUCUUGAAGUGGGAACCUUUGCCCUAUCUCUAGUGUUGCCCAGCAUUCGCCUGAACUUUACCGUUGCUGGGUGCGUGCCCCUUGCUCAACUGAAGCAUGUUUCCUUGAGAAGAAGGAUCCUGGGACAGGCUUGCUGGGUGCACCCCACUCAGUGGUCUGUAGGCUAGUGAUGCACUGGAAUGCCCGAGAGUGAUCUCAUAAAGCCAAGAUUCCCUCAUGGACCCUUUUCUGCUGCCUCUUGGAAUCCAGACACCAAGGGGAUCUCUAAGUAGAGAUUUUUUUGAUUAGCCAUAAAAGCAAGGAAUAAAAAAUUGAAAAAUUUUAAAAUGUCUCAGGCCAUUUACGAAGAUGUGCCACCAAAUUCUACUUCCAGUUCGCUGUUUGGUGCUGCAUCACAGGCGUUCUGUGGGAGAUGCAGGAAAUUUAAGUAAAUAUUUCUAUUUCCGUUGUUAAGAAGCGUGUAAAGGGCAGGGUGCAGGAGGAAAGACCAUCAAUGUCAGGCAUUUGUGAGGAGAGUCAUAAGGAGUCAUCUCUUUCAGAUAAUUAUGAUUAGCACCGUCUCUUUGAAUGCCUUUCUAACAGUCUUGUGGACCAGUUAUAAAAUAAGAUACCGCUUGUACAGAGUUUUUGAGAUCUCAGAGAUCAUCUUUGUGUCCAUCUGCACCUCCGAGUUUGCCAUGAAGGUCUACGUAGACCCCAUCGACUACUGGAAGGAUGGUUACAACAUGUUGGAUGUGUUCAUCCUCAUCAUCAUCUUCAUUCCCUAUCUGCUCCGAAAGAUCAAGGGCAAACACUACCCCUACCACAACAUCGCCGAGGGCAUACAGUCCCUGCGCAUCCUCAAGCUCAUCCCCUAUAGCCGAGGCAUCAGGACGCUCAUCAUUGCCGUGGGGCAGACUGUCUACACCGUGGCCUCUGUGCUCACCCUCCUCUUUGUCCUGAUGUACAUCUUUGCUAUCUUGGGCUUCUGCUUGUUUGGAAUUGUAGAGAACGGUGACCUGAAUAACUGGGGGAGCCUGGCGUUGUCUUUCUUCACCCUCUUCAGCUUGGCCACGGUGGAUGGCUGGACAAACCUCCAGGAACAGUUGGACAUGCGGAAUUUUACUCUGAGCCGGGUGUUCACCAUUGCCUUCAUUUUGCUUGCCUCCUUCAUCUUUCUCAACAUGUUCGUGGGGGUGAUGAUCAUGCACACGGAGGACUCCAUCAAAAAGUUUGAGCGGGAACUGAAGCUGGAGAGGCAAGUCACCCUGAUGGAGGAGAAGCAGGUGAUUCUGAAACGGCAGCAGGAGGAAGUGGACAGGCUGAUGAAGACACAGAGCAAUGUUGGCAAGAGUUUCAGUGAGUUGGUGGAGGACUUCAAGAAGACUCUGCGGCACACUGACCCCAUGGUCUUGGAUGAUUUUGGCACUAGCCUACCCUUCAUUGAUGUCUACUUAUCCACUCUGGACAACCAGGACAAUACUGUCAACAAACUUCAGGAGCUGUACUACGAGAUCGUCAACGUGCUGUGCCUGAUGCUCGAGGACUUGCCCAAGGAGAAGUCCCAGUCCUUGCAACGGCUGGAAAAGAAGUAGCUGGAGCCCUGGGGGUCUUGCCGACCGGGAGGGACCUCAUUAA